This is a messenger RNA of Vitis vinifera (wine grape), 2404 nucleotides long. Its product is annotated as phosphatidylinositol/phosphatidylcholine transfer protein SFH8. The transcript is spliced from 13 exons. Lineage: Eukaryota; Viridiplantae; Streptophyta; Magnoliopsida; Vitales; Vitaceae. The record is from RefSeq and is a predicted model, not a curated record. The coding region runs from base 179 to 2107 and encodes 642 amino acids.
CUGCAUACAUAGUUACAUACACGUCUCUCAGCGUUUGAAAUUUCCUCUCUCUCUCUCCUUCCCUUUGAGUCCUUGACGCGGUGAUCCAUCCUGAGAUCCAAUUCUUCAUCUGAAUUCAGAGAAUUGGAGUUUCUGUCGGCGGUCGGAGUCGCCGAAUAUUUGAUCGGAGAGCAUCGACAUGUCCGGCCCACUUGACCGAUUCGCCAGGCCUUGUUUUGAGGGGGCCAAUCACGAUGAACGAAGAGAACGGAAAUCGGAUUUCGAAAACUCGGAAGAUGACAGGAGGACCAGAAUUGGGAAUCUUAAGAAGAAAGCAAUCAAUGCCUCCAGUAAAUUCAAGCAUUCUCUCAAGAAAAAGGGCAGGAGAAAGUCUCACGAUCACCUCCUUUCUGUUUCCAUCAAGGAUGUUCGAGAUGUGGAGGAGCUUCAAGCUGUGGAAGCAUUUCGACAGGCGCUCAUUUCCGAUGACUUGCUUCCCGAUAGACAUGAUGACUAUCAUAUGCUCUUGAGAUUUUUGAAAGCCAGGAAGUUUGAUAUGGAAAAGGCGAAGCACAUGUGGACCGAAAUGAUUCACUGGAGGAAAAACUUCGGCACCGACACUAUCUUGGAGGAUUUUGAGUUCAAAGAGUUGAACGAAGUACUCAAGUACUAUCCUCAGGGUUAUCACGGUGUGGAUAAGGAGGGGAGACCCGUUUAUAUUGAAAGACUUGGAAAAGUUGAUUCAAACAAGCUGGUUCAAGUCACAACUUUGGAUCGGUAUGUGAAAUACCAUGUGCAGGAAUUUGAAAAGUGUUUUGCAUUUAAGUUUCCUGCUUGCUCUGUUGCAGCAAAGAGGCACAUUGAUUCAAAUACAACACUUUUAGAUGUUCAAGGCGUGGGUUUUAAGAACCUAACCAAAAAUGCAAGAGACCUCAUUAUGCGGUUGCAGAAAAUUGAUGGAGACAACUAUCCCGAGACACUUUGCCAAAUGUUUAUCAUUAAUGCUGGUCCAGGUUUUAGGCUGCUCUGGAACACCGUGAAGACUUUUCUUGAUCCAAAAACAACUUCCAAGAUUCAUGUUCUUGGUAAUAAGUACCAGAGCAAAUUGCUUGAAAUAAUUGAUGCAAGUGAGUUGCCCGAAUUUCUCGGUGGUAGCUGUAUCUGUGCAGAUCAGGGAGGUUGUUUGAAGUCUGAUAAGGGGCCGUGGAAAGAUCCAAACAUAUUAAAGAUGGUUCUCAGUGGUGAAGCACAAUUUUCUAGACGAAUAGUAACUGUUUCAAACAGUGAUGGAAGAGUAAUCACUAAAGAAAAGCCAAUUUAUUCAGUGAUAAAAAGCAGUGACACAUCUACGGCAGAGUCAGGAUCCGAAGUGGAAGAAUUCACUUCUCCCGAAGUAACAAGGGGCUAUCUGCAUCCAAGGUUGACUCCUGUCCGUGAAGAAGUUAGGAUGGCUGGAAAGGUAAACUCUGCUGGUGGCUUUUCUGAAUAUGAUGAAGUGCCCAUGGUUGAUAAGGCUGUGGAUGCGGAAUGGAAGAAGCAACUCUCCCUUCAAGACCCUUGUGAUUCAAGAGGGAUACUUUCUCUGCCAAGAGCAGAAAAGACUCCAGAAGGUUUGUGUGCUAAAAUUUGGGGUGUGUUGAUAACCUUCUUCCUAGCCCUUGCUACUCUUUUCCAUUCAGUAGCAUCCCGGGUGACUAAGAAACUUCCUGAUUCUGUGUCCAAUUCUGGCCACAACAUUCCCAACCUGACACUUGAACCAAUUUCUGAGGAGGAGUUACGUCCUCCUUCACCAGCUCCAAGGUUGACAGAGGCAGACCUUUUCUCAUCUGUUCUGAAAAGGGUGGGCGAGCUUGAGGAGAAGGUGGACUUGCUGCAGGCAAAGCCAUUCAAGAUGCCUCAUGAGAAAGAAGAGUUGCUGAAUGCUGCUGUUUGUAGGGUGGAUGCCUUAGAAGCAGAGCUAAUUGCUACAAAGAAGGCUUUGCAUGAAGCUUUAAUGAGACAAGAAGAACUUCUUGCAUACAUAGACAGGCAAGAAGAAGCCAAGUCCCAGGUAAAUUUCAAAAAAAAUAAAAUAAACAGAAUCUGUCAUCAAAGAUCAAUUUGGCUUCUGUUUUCCUUGCGUUCAUGAACCAAUGAUUAUAUUUGAAUGUGUCUGAAGCAGAAAAAGAAGUUUUGUUGGUGAAGAAGAGAUUGCUGCAGAGGACCACUUGUUUAGCGGCAUGUUAACUUAUCGCGUUUCAAUACAUAUAUAUUUGGAUUCACACCAAAUGUCUUAAAGGGAGGGUUACCAAUUUUAACAACGAGGUUUUAUAUGUUUGAAGGAUUAAAAAAUUGUUGUAAAUAAAAGCCCAUGCCAUGCGCCCCCUCACAAACAUACUCUUUUCAAUAAUGGUUUAGGGUAAUAAUGGUUCCUUGGAUUGCCUCA